Messenger RNA from Mytilus trossulus (common blue mussel), 1806 nucleotides. RefSeq lists its product as uncharacterized. Bases 1 to 1806 code for a protein of 601 amino acids. Gene Ontology annotation, biological process: protein localization to T-tubule; regulation of cardiac muscle contraction. The transcript is spliced from 4 exons. The record is from RefSeq and is a predicted model, not a curated record. Gene Ontology annotation, cellular component: T-tubule. NCBI's taxonomy places the organism in Eukaryota, Metazoa, Mollusca, Bivalvia, Mytilida, Mytilidae. Gene Ontology annotation, molecular function: protein binding.
AUGGCAGAGCAGUUUGAAAAACGCUUGGAACAGUGGGAAAAGGAUGAUCAACAGUUUGUUAGCACUGCAGCAGAGAACCAUCUAAUGCAAAAAGUUUUGGCAAAUAGUUCAGUAACCCUGGUUGGGAAUUCUGGCACUGGAAAAAGUUUUCUUUCUAAACACGUUGCCCUUAUGAUGACGAAACAUGGCUAUACUGUUAUUCCAUGCAGUAAACCAGAAGAUAUUGGAAAAUGGUUUAAACAUGGGCGGAAAACAUUGUUUGUCUUUGAUGAUGUCUGUGGCAGAUAUACUCUUAAUCAACAAAUUUACACUGACUGGAAACAAAGUCUUGAUCACAUUAAAUCUCUUCUCGUAGACAAAUGUUGUAAAAUCAUCUCUACAUGUAGAUUGGAGGUUUACAAAGAUGAACUAUUCAACAAUCUCUCUAUUUUCAAAAUUUGUAACAUCAAAUUAAGUUCAAAAGAAUUCAAACUUAGUGCUGCUGAAAAAAUUGCUUUAGCUGAAGUGUACUUUAAAGAAAAUACUGAUGAAGUAAAGGAAUUGUCCGAAAAAUAUGACUUUUUCCCGCUUUUAUGUAGCUUAUAUCAUAAACAGAACCUUCAGAAGAAUGUAAGCGUUACCUCUUUUUUUAGCAAUCCUUUUGAAGUUUUCAAAGAUCAACUUGUACAAAUGUAUGGAGAAAAUGAUGCUGGUAAGAUGCAUUAUUGUAGCUUAGUCCUGUGUGUAAUGUUCAACAACACAUUAACAGAAGAAAACUUGUCACCAAAAGAUAAGAAGAUAGGAGCAAUGAUAGAAGAUUUACUAGAAGAAUGUGAACUGAAUAAAGGAACAUCCAUCAAACGAUUAAAGAAAUCCCUGGAAACACUUGAUGGUACUUAUGUGGUCAAGGAGGGUACUACAUACAAAAUAAUCCAUGAUAAGUUGUUUGAUUUCCUUGCCAAAUACUUCGGGGAGAAGAUGUUACAGAUUUUCAUUGAUCAUGCUAAUACUGAUUUCAUUGAGGAGAGAUUUCUUUGGAAGAUCACAGAUAACAUGGGCACAGAAAUAGAGUUUGUAAUAAGAAUACCUGAUAAUUAUAUAAAUAGAUAUAUAGAUAGGUUACUGACAGACUGGGAGAUUGGUUUUGUAUACAGUGUAUGUCUUAACAGAAACAUGAAUUCUACAACAUUUACUGAAAAUUUCAUAACACGUUUAAACCAACUUGAUCUACCAAAGCAACAAGACCUUGUUUGUACUAAAGAAAUUCACAGUAAAGAUAUAGCACUAGGUGGAAGUUGUUAUAUGGGUACUAUUGAACUUGUCAAAUGGUUGAUCAGUAGGAAUAGUGAUGUUAAUUAUUGUACAGUGGAUGGUUGGUUUCCUUUAUUAUUGGCAAGUCAGGAAGGACAUAAUGAUGUUGUAAUAGAACUGUUACAACAUUCAGGUGAUGUUAAUAAAUGUAACAAUAAUGGUACAUCACCUCUGUCUAUAGCAAGUCAGAAUGGACAUGUUGAUGUUGUUAAAGAACUGAUACAACAUUCAGCUGAUGUCAAUAAGUGUGACAAUGAUGCUGAUGUCAAUAAGUGUAACAAUGAUGGUAUAUCACCUCUGUCUAUAGCAAGUCAGAAAGGACAUGUUGAUGUUGUGAAAGAACUGUUACAACAUUCAGCUGAUGUCAAUAAGUGCGACACUGAUGGUAUAUCACCUCUGAUAGAGGUUGUACGUGUACUUCUUCAGUGUCAUGAUGUUGAUAUUGAUCUCUGUGAUGAUGAUGGAUGUUCCUCACUUUAUUGGGCAAGUCAGAAAGUACAUGAUGAUGUUGUUUAA